UCAUUCUAGCUCUUCAGCAAUUCUGUUGAAGAGCCUAAUCCUGCAGCUCCUGAAAUCAACAGAAAGCAGCUUUUGACUUGUACGAGGAACAAUGUCACUCUUCAUUUGUUGUUGAGAUGACCUGAGUAGCUCGGGAUGACCUCAGAACAGUUCAGUCCUUCCAGCAGCCUGACCUUCAGUAAGACAGGAUCUGCAUUGUGCUGUGCUGUGCCACUUCUCUCCCGGCUGGCUCAGCAGACUGCCCAUGUCAGCAUCUCUUACUAUUACAAAAUCGGGAAAUUCACGGUGGAAACGAAAUAGUGGAGAUAACGGAGACUUUUUUGAACAUUCAAUAAAAGUCAAGGCCGAGCCUUGGACAGUUCUGCGUCACGGUCCAUUUCCACCGGCAACCCAAAUCCGGGGACCAAGGCACGUGAGAAGAACUGAGCGGAACAGAGCGGGGCAGAACAGGCGCGGCCCGGGGCGUUCUCGGCACCGGAGGAGGCGCCCGGGGAAAUCGAAACUCUCCGGCCGCUCCGCUCCGCCCCGGGCUGGGCCAUGGCCGCCGUCAUCGAGUUCGAGCGGCUCCAGCGCGUCCUGGAGCUGCAGUGCUCCUGCUGCCUGCAGUUCUUCGCGGAGCCGGUGCGGCUCACGGGCUGCGGCCACAGCUUCUGCCGGGGUUGCAUCCUCCGGUACUGCGCGGGGCGGCCCCGCGCCGCCUGCCCGCUCUGCCGGCGCAGAUUCGAGCUCCGCCACCUGCGGCCCAACCGCGAACUGGCCGCGCUGCUCAGCCUCAUCCCGCGGGAGACGAAGGAAAAGUUGGAAACACAGGAUGGGGCGGAACCCUAUGGAGCUGCUGCCAGCAACGACCAGAGCUCGGUGGGGCGGGGACCUGGGGACAAGGAAGAAGAGAUAUGGGAGAGCUCCAAGCAAGAAGAAAUAACGGCAGAGACCGUCCACCUUUUGAGGAAAGAUCUCAAUAAAACAAAGGAAUAUACAUCUCAGAUCAAAAGCCAGAUUACUAAAGAUUUCUGUUGCAUGAAGGAAUAUGUUGAAAGACAGGAGAGAAACACACUGAUGUUCAUUGAACAGGAGCAAAAAGCUGCUCAGCAUAAAAUUGAAGAGACUAUUCAGCAGCUCACAGACAUCAAAGGCCAAACUAGUAACUUACCUGAGAGGCAGAGGUACAAAGGCUCACCUUCAACAAAUAAUAAAAUUACACUUGAUGAGAAGCUUAAUGUUGUCAGAAGUGCUGUAGAAGAUCUUAAGAGAAAGUUGGAAAUUUUACUCUUUGAGAAUUAUGCUCAGCAGCUCCCAUCAGUGCAGCCUCCAGACUCAUAUCAGGAGCCAAGUGUCUGCUCAUCAUCUCCAGAGUCUGCAACUGAAAGUCCUGAACCAACCAUUUCCAGGCAGUUUUCUCAGUGGGCAGAUGAUGUGACUUUUGACCCCACAAGAGUACACAAGCACUUGGCACUCACAGCCCAGAACAGGAGAGUGAUGGUUUCCAGCCACCUGACCAGUUAUGAACAUUCACCCAAAAGAUUCUGCAUCAGCCAAGUGAUGUGUUCACAGGGCUUCUCUACUGGGUGCCACUACUGGGAAGUAAUUACCAAGGACAGUGAUGGAUGGGCUGUUGGAGCUGCUCACGAAAUGAUUGGUAAAAGGGACAAACUGGGAAGAACUGAGCAUUCCUGGUGUGUAGAAUGGCUGGGUGCUAAAAAACAGCUGUCAGCAUGGCAUAAGGAUCAAGAAACAUUAUUACACAAGGAUAAACCGCUGAAGGUUGGAGUUUUCCUGGAGCUAAGAAAGAAGACCGUGUCAUUUUACUCAAUCGCUGACAAAGAAAUGCUUUUGCACACCUUUGAAAUUAUUACCUCAAAUCCUCUCUACCCUGCUUUCUGGCUGUACAGUCUAGAAGGAAAUGGAUCUUUAACUAUAAGUCAGCCAAACAGGAGAUAAAGCCUGUUGAGAACAGGGACAAUUUUGCCAAUGACUGCGGAGUUUCUAUAAAAGCCUCAGUGUUUUACACAGGAAUGUACCAAGGAAUGAAUGCAUAGCUACCCAGGCUUUCCUGGGAAUCAGCAACUGAUACUUCUGUCUGCUGUGCUCUGGUCUAGCCAUACUGCAUUGAAGUGAUUCCAGCCUAUGCUAAAGGCAGUAACCACCCCUGUGGGAGUCAGGUGGAUUUCUCAAGCAGCUUUAAGUAGUCCCAGGAUAUUCAUAGGAAAGAAAGUGCUAAGGAAGCUCUAAUGUUGGGAAUGGACCUCAUUUCUCCUACAUUGAUAUAAAAAAUACAGGAGAACAGAUGAUGCCAUUACUUUCUGUCAAGUGAGGUUUUUUUUAGACAGAUCUGAUUGAUUAAAGAAUGCUCAGAGGGUAAGAAUGUUAGUGAUUUUAGGUAUGAAAAUCUUUCCCUUUAGGGUAGGCAUUAACUAGGAAAUAGGCUUUGUAUUUGAGGACCUGGCACUUCAGGGAGGUGUCCCAGAAGAACAUAAUCUCACUGGAGCCAUAUAUUAGUAUUGCCCAAGGGGUUGUCAAUCCUGGUGGUGGUGUGACCAUGGGAAUGGUUGUGGAAGCAGAUGUUCAGGUGUGUUUAUAGCAGCUAAUAAAUCAUGUGGUCACUACUGCUCUUUUAAAGGGCCUGCAAACAGGACUGUGUCAUGGCAAGGACCAUCUGGUCUUGUCAGGGAGCCUGAGACAAAGCAAGAGGUUCUCAGUUGCCUGUGGGGGGGUGAAGGGACCAGAGCUGAGGUCCUACAAAACCUAUGGACAGCUUGAUUUCUGAGAGAUCCACUGCUUCAUGCAGGCAAACUGAAAACAGCAUUCACAAGAAGCAAAAGCUUUUUCAGGAAGACUGUGGAAUUCCAGAGUUAACAAAAUAAAUAGUUUAUUUUGAAUAAAA
Messenger RNA from Corvus hawaiiensis (hawaiian crow), 2881 nucleotides. RefSeq names its product ring finger protein 135 (gene RNF135). Bases 538 to 1938 code for a protein of 466 amino acids. The record is from RefSeq and is a predicted model, not a curated record. Gene Ontology annotation, molecular function: protein binding; metal ion binding. The transcript is spliced from 6 exons. Lineage: Eukaryota; Metazoa; Chordata; Aves; Passeriformes; Corvidae.